AUGAGCAUCUACGGCGCUAUGUAUUCCGGCGUCUCGGGCCUGGCAGCCCAGUCCAACGCGCUGGGCAUGAUCUCCGACAACAUCUCCAACGUGAACACCAUCGGCUACAAGAACACCUCGGCCGCCUUCAAGACGCUGGUGACGGAGUCGGCCAGCCGCACGACCUACACACCGGGCGGCGUGCGCUCCAUGCCCAUGGCGCAGAUCGACCGCCAGGGCCUGCUGCAGGCCUCCUCCUCGGCGACCGACAUGGCGAUCGCCGGCAAGGGCUUCUUCGUGGUCAACCAGGCCGCCGAUCCGGCCGCCGGCAACCAGUUCAUGUACACCCGCGCCGGCAACUUCCGCGCCGAUGCCCAGGGCAAUCUGGUCAACGCCGCCGGCUACUACCUGCAGGGCUGGCCGCUCGACGCCGCCGGCGACCCGAUCGGCAACACCUCGGUGCUGACCAGCGUGGAGACGGUCAACGUCGCCAACCUCUCCGGCGCGGCCACGCCGACCCAGAACAUGAACCUGCGGAUCAACCUGCCCUCGACCGCCGCAGUGGGCGACACCCACGACGUGACGAUCCAGAUCUACGAUUCGCUGGGCAACGCCCACGACCUGACCCUGGAGUUCCAGAAGGGCGCCGCCAACGCCUGGGACGUCUCGAUUACCGGCAUGACGCGCGCCGGCACCACCACCGACAGCCUGGACGCCGCCGGCAUGGCAGCGCUGACCAGCUACAGCGGGUCGAUGACCUUCGUCGACGGCGCGCCCUCGGCCAUGACGCUGCCGGACAUCUCGAUCAGCGGCUUCGCCUCCGGCGCGUCGAACCAGACGAUCGGCAUCGACGCCGGCACCAUUGGCGAGACCGACGGCAUCACCCAGUUCGGCGAGGACUACACCAUCUCGGUGCUCGAUCAGGACGGGGUGCGCUUCGGCCAGUACACCGGCGUGGCGAUCGACGAGGCCGGCGUCGUGACCGCGCUGUUCGACAACGGCGAGCGCCGCCCGAUCUAUCAGCUUCCGAUCGCCAUGUUCUCCAACCCCAACGGCCUGGAGGCGCGCGACGGCAACGCCUUCAUCCAGACCGACCGCUCCGGCGACUACGUGCUGUCCGAGGCCAACAGCGGCGGCUCCGGCAAGGUCGCGCCCAGCGCCCUGGAGUCGUCCACGGUCGACCUGGCCGAGGAGUUCACCGACAUGAUCAUCACCCAGCGCGCCUACUCGGCGAGCGCGAAAAUCAUCACCACAGCCGACGAGAUGCUGGAGGAGCUGAUCCGAAUCCGCCGCUAG
Molecule: messenger RNA, 1275 nt
Organism: Symbiodinium necroappetens
Lineage: Eukaryota; Dinophyceae; Suessiales; Symbiodiniaceae
Source: the annotation of a GenBank genome assembly